Caenorhabditis bovis is the source of this 2505-nucleotide messenger RNA. NCBI's taxonomy places the organism in Eukaryota, Metazoa, Nematoda, Chromadorea, Rhabditida, Rhabditidae. The record is from the annotation of a GenBank genome assembly.
AUGAUUCUAAUCUACUUGCUCGUGUUUCUUCUAAUAUUGCCGCUACCGGCGGCGACGAACCCGCUCGCUUCAUUGUGCCUCGGCUUUUGCCAUUGCGAUCGCGACAUCGUCGAUUGUGGAUCAUUGGAUCUUACCGAAGUGCCGCUCAACAUUCCCAACAAUACACGAGUAUUAAUCCUAAGCGACAAUGAAAUUGAUUCAAUCGAUGCGACACGAUUCCGAUAUUUCGGCAACCUUCAAGUUCUCGAUCUUUCUAAUAAUAUUGUGCGCAAUAUAGGCUCAGAGCUUUUUAAAUAUCUUCCAAACCUUCGAACUUUAAGUGUUCGAAAAAACCGACUCACGCGUAUACCAUCUGGUAUGGAAAAGUGCAAGCAUUUAGAUAAACUUGAUUUACGAUCAAAUGUAAUAUCUGAGGUUUCCCCGAUUGAUCUACUCACAAUUACGGGAAUUCGACACGUGGAUUUGUCGCGAAACUUGAUUGCAGUUCUUCCGAAAUUGAAGAGCUUCCAUCAAAAAUCUGUGACAGAACGACUUGACUUAGCAGCCAAUGUGAUCUACGACAUCGGUUCCGAUCUCUUCCUUCCAUUCCAGUCUCUCAUUUCCCUACGCCUCUCCAGAAAUCGACUGACAUUUUUGGACCAAAAUUCAUUUUCAAAACUUCCCAGCGUUGAAUCUAUUGAUCUUUCAAGAAAUUUAAUCAGGGACAUUCGAUUUCUUGCGUUCAACGCGUUGCCCUCAUUGAGAACCGUGAACUUGGACAGAAACGACAUUUCAUUACUUGAUGAUGGAAUGUUCUUUGCGUGCGAAUCCCUGGCCCAUCUGAAUUUGUCAACGAAUCGAGUUCAAUCGGUCACAGAGGGGUGGAUGUUCGGACUGGUCAAUUUGGAAACAUUGGAUCUUUCUUACAACCAAGUUCGGUUGUUUCAUCCAAACGCGUGGUCGCAUACACCUCGUUUAAAAUGGUUGUCUCUUCAUUCGAAUCGCAUUCAAUCCCUGCCAUCCGGCUCAUUUCGAGCUCUUCACCAUCUCGAAGAGCUCAUUCUUUCCGCGAAUUCAAUAGACAGCCUCCACAAAUUUGCACUAAUUGGAAUGGGCAAUCUGAACAAAUUGGAUCUUUCGUCGAAUACACUUGCAGUGUGCGUUGAAGAUGGAGCAGUUCUUUAUAAUACCUCAAUGCCAUUUUUGAGAUCAUUGAAGUUUCGAAAUAAUCAACUUCGAGUGAUUCCGAAUAGAGCUUUCGAAAGGUUCCCAUCGUUGGAAGAGCUUGAUCUCACUGAAAAUCCGAUCGCCACAAUCCAUCCAAACGCAUUUGAGCCUCUUCAGCUCAAGAGCUUAAUAAUGAAUUCUUCGUCGAUUCUCUGUGAUUGUCAAAUAUCUUGGUUUGCCACGUGGAUUUACAAACUUCAGCUGGAUCGACAGAAAAUCAUAGCGAAAUGCUCAUUCCCACUUCCGCUUCAGGGUCUCGAUGUUAUUAGUAUUGAUAGUGCCAAUUUGACAUGCUUAGAUGAUUCCCCGAGACCUAAAAUAGUACGCCAGCCUGAAGAGAUGACAGCGUUAGUUGGACAACAAGCGAGAUUCAUGUGCAACAUUUAUGGAGAGGGUCCUUUAGUGGUCGAGUGGCGAGUAAUGGAUCGAGGAAUUGGAAGAGUUCUAGUUCAAGAUUCUCAAACUUAUAUGAGCAUCAACACCACUGCAAUUAUCAACGGCACAAUGAAUGGAAGGGAACUUGCCGCCGCGGAUUUGAUUCUCGAUAACGUGUCUCUUGAGGAUCGUUCUGAAUACCAAUGUGUAGCGCGAAACCGCUUCGGAUCCGACUUUUCACCGACCGUCAGACUUACUGUUCUGGAGCCGCCGAGAUUCUUGAACACGCCAAGCGACAUUUCGAUAAUGGUUGGACAGAGUGCAAAGUUCCAAUGUUCAGCGACAGGUGACCUACGAUGGGCAUUCGAUGGUGGUCAGUUCCCAGCGGCAGAGGGCAGGCGUCUUUAUGUAAUGCCGCAUGAUGACCAUUUGUACAUAAUGAACGUGAGUAUGCUUGAUCAAGGUAUAUACACAUGCCAUGCGACAAAUGCAGCUGGGGCCAUUCAAGCAAGUGCACGACUGCGGGUUUUUGACAACUUAUUUUAUAAUAUAUUGGAGUCGCAGAAGCUGUAUGAAGGCGAGUCGCUUGUUCUUGAAUGCAGAGUAAAAAUUAUACCAGAAGUCCAACGGCUUUUAUGGAAAAAGGAUGGGAAAGUCGUAGCGGAGAAUACGCAGAUUUUUCGAGUUGAUAAAGUUCUCAAAAAGCAUUCUGGCGAGUAUUCUUGUGAAUUGUGGACUGAAGAUACGAUUCUGAAUAAACAGUCGAGUAUUGUACAGGUUCUCUCAGAUGAUGAUCCAAAAUUGUCCGGCAUUUCCAAAAAAGCUCAUCAACUCCAAGCCAUGGCUUCCAGUCUUGUUCGAAGUAUGACGGGGUCUGCUCCGAAUUAUCCGCUGCUUAUCGCUAUACUUGCAUUUUUAAUGUAA